GCGGUUAUAUGCCAUUUUGCGAUACACGCAACGACUGAUGACUGAGCUCAGCAGAGAGCUUCGACAGCCGCCAUGUCUGCCCGAUUGUCCCCAGGAGGGGCGCUUCUGAGAUCAUCGCGGAUGUUCUCCGUUCCCAAACCGCUCCCAAAGCCAGGAGGCGAAGCCGCUGCGAUUGCACGAUUCGGAUCACCGACGGCGACCGCGCCCUUUCCUACACACCAAUCCAUCACCACGACCGAAUCAUCGAGAGUACUUGGUGACUGGGGCUUCAAACGUUCUCUCCCGCUCCGACCCACGACUAAGACUUCGACCCCCGUUGUUCGUAUCAAGCAGAUCGACUGCUUCGAGAACGUCACUGACUACUCUUCUGCCGCCGACCACACCCUCUCUCUCCAGAAGUUCCAGGAGCUCAACCUACCCGUCACCCUCCCCGGAAACAGCCGAUCACGCCUCGGAGGCCUCAACGUUGGUACGAAGUCCGUCUUUGAGGAUGAUGGCGACUUUACCUACAUGGAGCCUGGUCUAGGAAACGAGGAGAAGAGGUGGAAGUUCAAGGGUCCUUGGCUGGCCGGUCUCACCGAGGGCGAGUUCAACCGCUUCUUGCGCAAGAGCGUCCGCAACAAGCGCGAUGACUUCCGCACUUUCUUGAAAGCGCGCAUCGCCACCGCGCUGACGGCUGCGGCGCAUCAGAAGGCUCUGGACGCCGGCCAGAGCAUUCCUCGGCAGAUCUGUGUCCGGGAUGUCACCGGGCAGCAGGUGAUCGAGUACCUCCGCAAGCUGCGAUCCGACCGCAUCACACUGUACUCGCUGGUGAGCGAGUUCCUGGACCUUGCGCCCUUGAACCCGCCCAGCUCCAUGGCGGACCUUGGCAGAUCUGUCGAAGUGACGAAGCGUCCCAGUCUGUACGCCGAGAACGGCCCUCCCAUUUCCCACCCCUCCGGCGGUAUUUCGUACCUCCGCACUGCGGCCUUCGCCGAGAAUCACCCUGUCUACGGUCCCCAGGCGCACCAGACGCCAGUCUUGGCCCGUAUCAUCGCACCGAGAUCGGGACCUACCAGCGCGAAGCUGGGCGUUGGUGGUUUCAUCACCGAGACGCCUCAGGGUGACACUGCCUUUAACCAGAGAUCCUUCCUCGGUCGUAAGGCUGGCAUCGCUGGUAUUGCCUCGUUUGAUCCUGAUAUCAAGGGCGGCGCCAAGGCUUACGUUCAGCCUACUUCUGCUCGCAUGGACUCUUCCGGCAUGAUCCAGAUCACCGUUACCGAGGCCAACGAAGAGGCACAGCUUGUUUCAAGGGAGAUAGUCGGCAAGGUCCAGAUCUACAACAACAAAACCAAGACUGAGCGUCCGUCGGGACAAGAACGCAGACCGCUUAUCCGAACGAUGCGGACAAACAAGCAGAACGACAAGACAGUUGCAGGCAGCACGCAGACCUACGGUCUAGACUCGUGAGCGUUAUGAUGAACGUUGACGACGUGGAGUCGCUUUCGGUCAUCAUAUUUGAGGCAGGAGCGAAGCCCAAAUGGGGGAGGAAGACCAGUCUGGGGAUAUAGAUCUCUGUAUGGCAUUGGCAAGCGGGCCGAGUGUACUAUGUAUGGUAUUGUAAACUAAGAAGAAUACAGCCCGAUUUCGGUAUUUCUCAAAGUCAUAGAGAUUAUCAAUAAGCAAGCAGCCCUAGUCUACAAAUUGUUUUAUUGGCUUUAUGGCUGCCUGAGUAUCAAUAAUAAGGUACUACCUGAGAUCGCGUGCUGAGAGGAUUCCCACAAACUGUUGGGUACGUUCUUGGUAAUGCGAUUUCCAUGCUGUUUCCACUCUGCAAGAAUCCCUAGCCGCGCUGAAUGUUUCGGGCAUCAUGCGAAAUGUCGCGUCUCCGGCUCUGACCCACAUUCAAGUUCCUAUUCGGGCCUGGACAGGGACCUGGGCUCCAGACCCCACACGACC
Molecule: messenger RNA, 1938 nt
Organism: Colletotrichum navitas
Lineage: Eukaryota; Fungi; Ascomycota; Sordariomycetes; Glomerellales; Glomerellaceae
Product: mitochondrial ribosomal protein MRP51
Exons: 1
Coding region: 73-1449 (458 amino acids)
Biological process (GO): mitochondrial translational initiation
Cellular component (GO): mitochondrial small ribosomal subunit
Molecular function (GO): structural constituent of ribosome
Source: RefSeq, a predicted model, not a curated record